Patella vulgata (common limpet) is the source of this 2069-nucleotide messenger RNA. Its product is annotated as QRFP-like peptide receptor. The coding region runs from base 592 to 2040 and encodes 482 amino acids. Gene Ontology annotation, molecular function: neuropeptide Y receptor activity; peptide binding. The transcript is spliced from 4 exons. The record is from RefSeq and is a predicted model, not a curated record. Gene Ontology annotation, biological process: G protein-coupled receptor signaling pathway. Lineage: Eukaryota; Metazoa; Mollusca; Gastropoda; Patellidae. Gene Ontology annotation, cellular component: membrane.
AAUAGAACACAGUUAUACCUCGGUUGAUCAUCCUCAUCUAAACUGUCCUCUGAUAUAUAUGCCACGUAGUACAAUCCCAGGGAAAAUCUGGUGUAAUGGUAACAGCGACCAUGGAAUGAGACCAUGCUUGAUUUGGCUGAUUAGACCCAUCAAUUCCUGGGAAAAGACAUGGGUGACAAAUCGUGGUCUGCGAUGCUAAUUUUCACUGAACAAACAAAAUCUUUACGAAGCCGAAUUCUCUGAUCUAGAUGAAAUUUUUUAUAUAGAUUUAUAUAAUAAAUAUGAAUUUUAAUACUGUUAUACGUGAUUAACGUUACAACAACAAUUAUUAUUAUAACGGUAAUUACGUGAUCUCUUGGAAUCUUCUUAAAUGUUAUCCUAUCUACUGUCUAGGUAUAGUUUCAAUAUCGAUCAAUCUUAUUGUGGAAUGACAUAGUUUAACACAAAAUUAAGAUCCUAUUCAGAAUGAAUCUUUUUUAAAUGCAAAAAUGACGUUGAUCCGGGAAAUUGAAAUGGCCUAUUGUGUUCUUAAGCAUAGCAUCAAUAGUGUUCUGAAAUUGAAACUACCCUAGUUGACUUUACGUAUAUGCGAUGGAGAGCACAUACCAAGGAGUGCCAGAAAAUUUUUCAUCGUUCUACGAUUUCCCGAUCGGUGGGAACCUUUCUAUUAUUGGAUUUAAUGCAGAUGAUAGUUUUCAAAAUAUUUUGGAACAAUACAGAGCUAGUUUGUUCACGUUUCAUGACACUACGACAAUAGUUUUACUGGCUCUGUAUAUCCCAAUAUUGCUUGUGUCUGUGAUUGGGAAUAUCCUUGUGUUGGUUGUGAUUGCUCCUAACAAACAGUUACAAAGCGUCACUAAUAAUUUUCUUCUAAACUUGGCAAUAGCAGACCUAUUAGUAUCAUUGGUCUGUAUUCCGAUGACAGCUGCUCAAAGAGUUUAUAAGUUGUGGAUUUAUGGGGACGUUUUGUGUCGAGCAACGCCUUACCUUCAAGGCAUCGCCGUAUCUGCAAGUACUUUUACAAUAACAGCUAUGAGCCUCGACCGUUGUUUAGCUAUAAGACAUCCUGUGUCAUUCCGGAGAUUGAGAACUACGAAAACUGUUCGGAUACUUAUUUUGUUUGUGUGGCUUAUUUCUCUUAUCAUCAUGGUGCCUAUUUUAUUAGUGAGAAGAACUGUCACGGACGAAAUAUUACCUGGGGCCAAAUUUACCUACUGUAUAGAGGUUUGGACAUCGCAAUUACAUAGACAGGCUUACGACAUCUUUAUUUUAUUUAUUGUGUAUGUGUGUCCGGGCGUCUUGAUUGCUACAUGCUACACCCUCAUGGGUCAAAGGUUAUGGGUACCAGAUAAGCAACUAAAUAGAGACUGGCAUAACAAAGCAACGUUAAAAGAUGGCGGCAAUAAACACAUCACUUCCGGUAGACGGAGAUUGGCCAAGAUGUGUAUCGCUGUUGCUGUUAUGUUUGCGGUGUGCUGGUUACCUUACUACAUCGUAAAUACAUACCUGAAUUUUAAAAAUGAUAUUGUUGCGGCCAAUAUAGUUCAUUUCAUGCUGUUGGUGGGACAUUUUCACAGUGCCACCAAUCCUGUACUGUACUGUUUUCUACAUAAAACUUUCAGGCGUUACCUUAAAAGGUUUUUAGCUUCCUGUUUUAAAAUCAAGCUAGGAGAACAUUCCCGACUACUUAGUAAGGGUAUUUUCUCUCAACCGAAUGCAACAACUAAAAGCUUCAAAUGUUCUUACAAGAGUUCUGUUAGGACUUCGCGUACACCCACUAGUCCUAAAUAUCCACAAUCAGCAACCCUGUCUCCACCUACCGGAAAUAUAAACAGCGACAACUCCUCGGAUGUUCGAUUUCAACAUUCUUUCAUCUCUGGAACCAAUGAUCCAAGCGACACAGAUAACUCAUCAUCGGUUAUGGCAGAAGUCAUGACAUUGUCCACGGUGCCCAACAAAAAAGAAGUUCGUCACGUGUCAUUAUCUAUAAAUGGAAAGUUAUACGACACUAGUGACAGAUUAUCAGACGAUAGUUCUUGAUCACUCCAUACGAGGGUGUCAGUUAUUAA